Mycosarcoma maydis (corn smut) is the source of this 987-nucleotide messenger RNA. Its product is annotated as putative vacuolar ATP synthase subunit D. Gene Ontology annotation, molecular function: proton-transporting ATPase activity, rotational mechanism. The transcript has a single exon. The record is from RefSeq and is a predicted model, not a curated record. NCBI's taxonomy places the organism in Eukaryota, Fungi, Basidiomycota, Ustilaginomycetes, Ustilaginales. Gene Ontology annotation, biological process: vacuolar acidification. Gene Ontology annotation, cellular component: fungal-type vacuole membrane; vacuolar proton-transporting V-type ATPase complex. The coding region runs from base 1 to 987 and encodes 328 amino acids.
AUGUCGUCAGGCAAAGGUCAACGAGAGUCGGUCUUCCCCACGCGCCAAGCGCUCGGUUCCGCCAAAACGCGUCUCAAGGGUGCGCAAACCGGUCACUCGCUGCUGAAAAAGAAGGCGGACGCGCUGACCAAACGGUUCCGCACCAUCACGCACAAGAUCGAUGAAGCUAAACGCAAGAUGGGCAGAGUGAUGCAGCAGGCGUCGUUCAGCCUCGCCGAGGUGCAGUACGCUACCGGCGAUAUCGGGUAUAUCGUACAGGAGUCGGUCAAGUCGGCCAGCUUCCGAGUCCGUGCAAAGCAGGAAAACGUCUCCGGUGUCAUCCUGCCUGCGUUUGAGGCGGACAUCAAGGACAAGUCGAACGGCACACAGGGUAGCGGUGCCGAAUUCGCCCUCACCGGUCUCAGCCGUGGUGGUCAGCAGGUCAGCAAGGCACGCGAAGUGUAUACUCAGGCUUUAAAGGUGUUGGUCGAACUUGCGAGCUUGCAGACAGCAUUCGUGAUUCUCGACGAGGUCAUCAGGAUGACCAACCGUAGGGUGAAUGCCAUCGAGCACGUCAUCAUCCCCAGGUUGGAGAACACGAUCAGUUAUAUCGUCAGUGAGUUGGACGAGGCGGAUCGAGAAGAGUUCUUCCGUUUGAAAAAGGUACAAGCCAAGAAAAAGGAGAAGGCCGAAGCUGGCGAUAGGCAGCGUAAGAAGCAAGAAAAAGAUGAUCAGGACGAACAAGAGGCCGAGCAAGACGCGCAAGAAGCGCAAGACGAGCAAGAUGAGCAGGACGAGGCGGAAGGUGACGCCUCCGAGGAGGCCAAGGACGCCGAAGAAGAAAGCAAGGAUGCCACGGCUGCUUCCGCUACGGGUGCUGCUAAGAAGAAGAACAAAAAGAAGAAGAAGAAGGGUGCCAGCCCGACCGCAACGCCGGCGGAGAACGACCAAGAUCAGGGCGGCAAGGAUCUGCUCUCUGGUGGCAAGGACGAAGAUGUCAUCUUCUGA